AAGUGAACGAUUUGUCGUCGAAGCUACAGUAACUUAAUGGACAACGGUGAUAUCAAUCUUGAAGAAGGGGAGCUUGAUGUAGAUCUCAGCGAUGAGGAGGGAUGGAAGUUGAAAAAUGAAAAUGAUUUAAGAAAGGAAGAAAAGCUAGAUAAAGAAGCUGAAGUAAAAAAGCACAAGAAGAAAGAAAAAAAAGCUAAGAAGGAAAAGAAGCAUAAGAAGAAAAAGAAAAAACAUAGGCAUGACAACAAGGAAAAAUGUUCUCUUAAUAAUGGUGAUGUUCAACCACCUGUGAAUGAAGCAAAGGUAGAUCUUGGAAGCCCCAAAAAAGAAAUUGAUGACGUCCCAUAUGUCCCAAAACGCGUUCCUAUCUCUCUGGAGGAGCUGAUUUUAAAAAGGAAGGCGGAAGAGGCAGAAUUAAUCAAACCGAAAUUUAUAUCUAAGGAGGAGCGUAUUCAACAAGCCAUCCAAAGAAGACAAGCUGAAGUUCAAGCUCAACGUGAAAAACAGAUGGAGGCCUUCAAAAAACAGACGGAAUAUCUUGAAGGGCUAAAGGUUACACGCUUGUCUAUUGUUAUCCUUUUAGAUCUGGAACGAAAGAGACGCGCAGAAGAUUUUCAAGAAAGAAUGAGGCAGCACAGAAACUUUAGAAAUACUGGCAAACGAGCAGCUCAAGAAGAAGGUCCAGGUGAUAAGGUAAACAUUUCGCAAGAAGAACAAGCUAUCAAAGAGCGCUACCUGGGUCAAAAGCGUCUGACUAAGCGUCGACCGAGGCGACUUAAUGAGAGGAAAUUUGUAUUUGACUGGGAUGUCGCCGAUGAUACUAGCCAGGAUUACAACCCGCUUUACAAAGAAAAGCAUCAAAUCCAGUUUUUUGGCCGUGGACAUAUUGGUGGUAUUGAUAUUAAGCAACAAAAAAAAGAAAUUGGACGUUUUUACUCAAAGCUGUUAGAAAGCCGCCGUUCUGACACCCAGAAAGUUCAAGAAAAGAAACGUCUAAGUGGUGUGGCAAAGCGUGAAGCUAAGCAGAAAUGGGAUGACAGGCAUUGGACAGAAAAGGCCCUUGAUCAGAUGACUGAACGCGACUGGCGAAUCUUCCGCGAAGAUUUUAAUAUAUCUACCAAGGGAGGUAACAUUCCAAACCCCCUCAGGUCUUGGGCGGAAAUGAAUGUUGCUGAUGAACUUAAGGAUGUAAUUAAAAAGGUUGGUUAUCCUGAACCAACACCAAUUCAACGCCAAGCAAUACCAAUAGGUCUGCAAAACCGUGAUAUUAUUGGUGUUGCAGAAACAGGUUCAGGGAAAACAGCAGCUUUCCUCAUACCCCUGUUGAAUUGGAUUCAGCGACUUCCAAAACUGGAGAGACUUGAGGACACAGAGCAAGGACCAUAUGCUAUUAUUAUGGCUCCUACUAGAGAGUUGGCACAGCAAAUUGAGGAAGAAACAGUGAAAUUCGGUCGACCACUGGGAAUCAAAACUGUUUCGUUAAUUGGUGGCCUCUCGCGUGAAGAUCAAGCAUUAAAGCUCCGAAUGGGCGCCGAAAUAGUUAUUGGUACUCCUGGUCGUUUAAAUGAUGUCCUAGAAAACCGGUAUAUGGUACUCAACCAAUGUACUUACAUCGUUUUGGAUGAAGCUGAUAAAAUGAUUGAUAUGGGUUUCGAACCUGAAGUCAACAAUAUUCUCACAUAUUUACCAGUUACAAAUGAAAAACCUGAUAAUGAAGAUGCUGAGGAUGAUUCGAAGCUAUUAAGCAAUUUUGCAACAAAGCAUAAGUAUCGUCAGACUGUCAUGUUCACAGCCACCAUGCCUCCAGCAGUUGAACGUCUUGCUCGUUCCUAUUUAAGGCGACCUGCAAUGGUGUAUAUUGGAAGUGCUGGUAAACCCACAGAACGAGUGGAACAGAUUGUUUAUAUGGUUUCAGAACAAGAGAAGAGGUAGUUUUUUCAUACUGAUAAUAAUCAAAUGUUUAUAGCUAAGUCGAUUUCUUUUUGGUUAUAAAUUUAAAUAUUCCAAGACUAACAAAUGUGACACCACUUUUACUUACAUGCUCCAGAUUAUCAUUGUUUAUUUUCUACAUUGGUUUUCAGUAGUGUCGCGAAUCAUUAGUACAAUUGAUAAAUUGCAGCUGGCACCUAUAAAACCGUAUUUAUUGAAAAUUUAAUCUUGGUAUGUUGUACUCACUCUGAUUUAUAAGAAUACGAUAAUUCUUGUGGAGAACUGACUGCUAGGCCAAAGACAGACUCAAUCUAUUUUUAUUGAAUGCAAUAAAACUAGUUACUUUAUCAAUAACAAGUAUAUUAAUCUUCACGACUUCAUUGUCUCUAUAUCUGUGAUGAGUGCUGAAGACGGGAACUUUCAUUUUAACAUCUGUUGUCCUGUUAACAUAAUUUGUUAAUGAGCUCCAUACCUGUAUUUCGAUUUACUGAAAGAAAAGUGCAGUGUCCUAAUCGAUUAAUAGUACAGAUAUACUUUCUGUCUCCAUUAAAAUACUAAAUGUUGCUUCAGAAUUGUUCUGCGUGAACUUAUGGUAGGGAGUGGAGUUGUUGAGCGUAUCGACCACUUCGUAAAGAUUUUAUCACCUCUUGUGGGUUUGUAUCUGAAGAAACAAUAUUUAGACAAAUUAUACCAAUAUAUGAAGUUGUGAAAAGUAUCACAUAAUAUGGACUUAUGUUUUGAUGUUUAUGAACUGAGAGAAAUAGCUUCUGAACAAUUCUUAUUAACGGAUUCCCAAUGUCUUUAUGCGUUUCCUUAGAUCUAUUUUUCUCAUUCAAAAGUGAGUUAUUACAAAUUGUUUUUAAAAACUAAGUAUCUUAAACUACAAGUUCUUGUAGGCCUAAAACUUGGAUUAUUUAGUUUGUUGCUAAAUCUAGAGCUUUAUCCACGAACGCUUUAACAUCAAAAUGACUUAAAUUUCAUUUUUGCAGGAGAAAACUAUUAGAAAUACUUGCUGCAGGACUUGAUCCACCUGUAAUCAUUUUUGUCAAUCAGAAAAAAGGCGCAGAUGUACUUGCUAAAGGACUAGAAAAACUUGGAUACAGUGCUGUUGUUCUACAUGGUGGCAAAGGACAGGAACAAAGAGAAUAUGCCUUGGCAAGUUUAAAGUCUGGUCAAAAGGAGAUCUUAGUUGCAACUGAUGUUGCCGGUCGUGGUAUUGAUAUCAAAGAUGUGUCAAUGGUUAUAAACUAUGACAUGUCUAAAACUAUUGAUGAAUAUGUACAUCGUAUUGGGCGUACUGGACGUGCUGGUAAAUCUGGUAUUGCAAUCUCACUACUUACGAAAGAAGAUGCCCCUGUAUUUUAUGAUUUAAAACAAUUAUUAAUUCAAUCUCCUGUGUCAACGUGUCCUCACGAACUUGCCAAUCAUCCGGAUGCUCAAACAAAGCCAGGUAUACUAGCUGCGAAAAAACGACGCGCAGAAGAGACAGUUUACAUUACAUAAAGAAAUAGACUUGAUUUUCAUUGUCUGCAAUUUUUAUGCUGGUUUGUAAAUACAGAGUAUAUUCCAACAAGUAUUCAUUCCAUCCUAUCGUUUUUGUACGUUAGUCCCACUUUUUCAGUGUGUUUGUACAUAAAAGCAUAAAUUUUUGAUAAAAAGCUG
This is a messenger RNA of Schistosoma mattheei, 3591 nucleotides long. The record is from the annotation of a GenBank genome assembly. Lineage: Eukaryota; Metazoa; Platyhelminthes; Trematoda; Strigeidida; Schistosomatidae.